Messenger RNA from Mus musculus (house mouse), 5567 nucleotides. It is a transcript of the gene Cntrob, whose product is annotated as centrobin, centrosomal BRCA2 interacting protein. NCBI's taxonomy places the organism in Eukaryota, Metazoa, Chordata, Mammalia, Rodentia, Muridae. Gene Ontology annotation, biological process: centrosome separation; centriole replication; regulation of cilium assembly. Gene Ontology annotation, cellular component: centriole; centrosome; ciliary basal body. The record is from RefSeq and is a predicted model, not a curated record. Gene Ontology annotation, molecular function: protein domain specific binding. Bases 933 to 3605 code for a protein of 890 amino acids. The transcript has 19 exons.
CCCGGGCCUCUGAAGCCCAGUGAUGUGCGGGGAGCUUGGUCUCGCGGGCGGGUGACGUAAUUCGGUUGGAGGCGGGAUUGCAAGCGGUGGGCGGGAGGCUGCCAACGGUUUUGCAAGCUAGUGUCGCGCUAGGGAGGUUGGCCUUUGGUCUUUCUCUGUGGAGGUUAUGGGGCUUGGGGGACAGUCCUCCUCAUCUUGGGAAACCAGGGCCGACAUGCUCAGAGUAGUCGGAGCCAGGUGGUUGCGGUAGAGAAUACCAGGCGGCUGGUUGCCGGGUGUAUGUCUGUGCGCGCGCGCGCCCCUUUUAUUGAGAUUUCUUAGGGUGGGAUAGGGAGGAAUUCUAUGGACCUCUGCUGUGGCUUUUUUUUUAUCAGGAAGGAUUAGAGGGGAAAUCCGAGGAAGUCGACUCUGGGUGGGACAGGUGAAGAAAGGGCGAAACGGGGGUGUUGUGGCAUUGAAGUCUUGCCUCUUUCUUCACUAAAACCAAUUGGGGGACAUACAUUGGGCCAGCUUUGGUUUGAGGUCUGUUUCAGUUUGCACAUUUUGAGUGUGGGGAAAAAAAAAAGCUAACCAUGGUUAACCCGUGCCGAAACUGAUUUGCAAUUUCCAGGACCCUAGUUAGGAGGAAGGAACUGCAGCGGUUCUGUCUCCCUGCAUGCAGGUCUUCUGACCAUUCCCCUGACUUUCUGCCUUGCACAUCCGCUUUUAACCGUUCCCAGGAGUUGGGAGAAAGAAUGUGUUUGCCCUCUCCAUGGUCUCUGGAGUCAGUGGACACUCCUCUAACCAGAAAGCUCAUUUGUUGAGGACCCAAAGUGUCUUCCUCCCUUCCAAAUCUUUCUUCUUUGUGAACUUAUCCACAAGUUUGGACCCCUCUCAGAACUGAGGCAGGAGUUCCCAGUCCCCUGCUGAGUCCAGUUGUCUCUUCACUGUACAUGGCGACAGCAGCCCCCAGUCCCAGUUCUCCUCUCCGACCUGAGGACCUCCUGAGCGAUUCGUCAGAGCCUCCUGGGUUGAACCAGGUGUCCUCCGAGGUGACCUCCCAACUGUAUACUUCUUUGCAUCUCAGCCGCCAAGCUGAGGCCACGGCCCGGGCCCAGCUGUAUCUAGCUCCCACCUCCUCACCUCCUAACGAGGGCUUAGACAGCUUGGCUCAAGAACUGAGUCGCAGCUUGUCCGUUGGAUUGGAAAACAACUUGAAGAAAAAGGUGAGAGAGGAUGGGUCUAAGCACAUCUUUGAGAUGGAAAGUGUUCGGGGUCAGCUCCAGACCAUGCUCCAUACCUCCCGUGAUACUGCCUAUCGAACUGGUUCAGAGAGACGGGAAGAGGACUCCUUUGACAGUGAUAGCACAGCUACCUUGCUCAACACCCGGCCUCUGCAAGACCUGUCUCCAUCCAGCUCUGCCCCGGCACUGGAAGAGUUGUUUCCCCGCUACACUAGCCUUCGGCCCGGCCCCCCCACCAACCCCCCAGAUUUUCAGGGGCUGAGGGAUGCACUGGAUGCAGAGCUUACACGCAGAAAGCAUUGCGAGCGCCACAUCCAGAGCCUACAGACUCGCGUGCUUGAGUUGCAACAACAGCUAGCUGUGGCUGUGGCUGCCGACCACAAGAAAGAUCUCAUGAUUGAACAACUAGACAAGACUCUGGCUCGAGUGGUGGAAGGCUGGAAUCGCCAUGAGGCUGAGCGGACAGAGGUGCUGCGGGGACUUCAAGAGGAGCGCCAGGCAGCAGAACUCACCAGAAGCAAGCAGCAGGAGACAGUGACCCGCCUGGAACAAAGCCUUUCUGAGGCCAUGGAAGCCCUGAGUCGGGAGCAGGAGGGUGCCAGACUACAGCAGAGGGAGAAAGAGGCCCUGGAAGAAGAAAGGCAAGCCCUGACUCUGAGGUUGGAGGUGGAGCAGCAGCAGUGCCGGACCCUCCAGGAAGAGCGGGAUGAGGCUAGGGCUGGGCAGCUCAGUGAGCACCGGAAGCUGGAGGCCCUUCAAGUGGCUCUACAAGAGGAAAGGCAGGCCUGGAUCAAGCAGGAACACCAGCUGAAGGAACGCCUUCAGGCACUGCAGGAGGAAGGCCAGGCUCAGCUGGAAAGAGAGAAGGGGAACAGCCAGAGGGAGGCCCAGGCAGCCUGGGAGACCCAGCAGCAGUUUGCACUGCUCCAGACUGAGGUGCGGCGGCUGGAAGGGGAUCUGGACACAGUCCGGAGAGAGAGAGAUGCACUGCAGCUGGAGAUGAGCUUGGUCCAGGCCAGAUAUGAGAGCCAGCGGAUCCAGAUGGAGUCAGAGCUGGCUGUACAGCUGGAGCAGCGGGUGACUGAGCGGCUGGCAGAGGCUCAGGAGAACAGCCUGCGGCAGGCCGCCUCCCUCAGGGACCAUCACAGGAAGCAGCUACAGGAACUGAGUGGACAGCACCAACAGGAACUGGCUGCCCAGCUGGCUCAGUUCAAGGUAGAAAUGGCUGACCGGGAGGAACGCCAGCAGCAGGUGGCUCAGGACUAUGAGCUCAGACUGGCAAGGGAGCAAGCUCGAGUGCGUGACCUGAAGAGCGGCAACCAACAACUGGAGGAGCAGCGGGCGGAGCUGGUGGAGCGGCUCCAAGCCAUGCUGCAGGCCCACUGGGAGGAGGCCAACCAACUGCUCAGUACCACGCUUCUGCCUCCCAAUCCGCAGGCUCCUCUUGCUGAGCCCUCCAGCCCCGGGCCUCUGGAGCCAGAGAAGGGGGAGAGGAGGACCUGGGCCAUGCCUCCCAUGGCUGUGGCUCUGAAACCUGUGUUGCAGCAGAGCCGAGAAGUGAAGGGUGAUGUGCCUGGAGCUCCGUCUGUCCUCUGCAGCACCUCCCCAGAUCUGAGCCUCCUGCUGGGACCCCCUUUCCAGAACCAGAACUCCUUUCAGCCCUUGGAACCCAAGCCUGAUGUGACUCCACCCACAGCUGGGCCCUUCUCUGCAUUGGAGGCUUUCACUGAUGAUCACAGGGCCGAACGCCCGUUUCCUGAGGAAGACCCGGGAUCUGAUGGCGAUGCAAGGCUGCCACCUGCUUCUCAGCUUGAAGGCCUCAAGAACUUUUUGCAACAGCUACUGGAGACAGCGCCUCAGAGCAAUGGAAACCCCUCAGCCGACCUGUUGCUCCCUAAGGCUGGCUCUCGGGCUGUCUCGUCUUGGGAGGAGGCCCCUCAAGUGCCCCGACUUCCACCUCCUGUCCACAAAACCAAAGUUCCCUUAGCCAUGGCGUCAAGUCUCUUCAGGGUCCAUGGGCUUCCCUCAACCAAUUUGCAAGGCAGUGGUCUCAGCACUGGCUCCCCAGAGAAAGAUGGGCUCAACCUGGUGGACGUGUCUGAGCUGUUACGCCUCUACCAGGCUCGGGGUUGGGGUGCCCUGCCUGCUGAGGACCUGCUCCUGUACCUGAAGAGGCUGGAACACAGUGGAACUGAUGGCCAAGGGGAGCUUGUCCCCAGAAGAAACACAGACUCCCGUUUGGGUGAGACCACUCGGAAAGAGAUCCCCUCCCAGGCUGUCCCUCGACGCCUUGCUUCAGUCCCUAAGACUGAAAAGCCUGCACGGAAGAAAAGUGGGCAUCCCGGCCCUAGCAUGAGGAGUCGGGGCGGCAUCUGGAGAUGAGGCCCGCCCUUCUCCUCUUCUGCCAUUCAUUUUAAUUAGUGCCCUGCAUUCUGUCUGUCUCAGAGGAAUCUGGAAAAUGGAGAUUUUUGUAGGAAGCUACUUUGUGAAGAAACCUUCCAGAAUUGUUUUAUUAUUUUAGAAUAUAUUUGUUUUCUAUGAGAAAGCCUAUGGAGCCUUUGAGGCUGGUGUGUGACUAGAUGUCUGAGUGGCCCUAGGCUCAGGGAUGCUUGCAGUGGUUAGAUGCCCCAUAGUAGAAUUAUGAGUGAAUCUUUUCUUUUUGUAUAAUUUAUAUUUUGUAUAUUUUCUGAAAUAAGUAUGUAUUACUUUAGUAAUAAAAAAAACUCCCAAACUUUUAAUAAAAGAGUAAAUUAUUGUAUAAAUGUUUAAUGUUUAAGAAUGUUUAAGAAAAGCUUCUUAUGCUGGGGAAAAGUUUUGUCUUUUAAAACUUUUAGAUUAUUUUUAUGUGAUUCCCCCCCCCCCCCUUUUUGAGACCAGGUCCCUCUCUGUGUAGCCCAGGCUACCUCUGUACAGCCCUCCUGCUGUAUAUGUGUUGGGUUACGAGCUUGUGCCAACAUGCCUGGCAUUCCUGCUUUCUAAGAGCAGAUGACUCUUUUGGGUGGCACUGGGGAUUCAGGUUGGCAAGUUCUGUCCAGCCAAUAGGUGUAGUUGAGCUAUAAACUUUACAGCUUUAAAACAUGCAAAUAAGACGGGGAUGAUAGUGCAUGUGUUUAGUCCCAGCACGAGGGAAGCAGAGGCAGGUGGAUCUCUGAGGAGGCCAGCCUGGUCUACAAAGCAAGUUCCAGGAUAGCUGAGACUAUACAGUAAAACCCUGUGUUAAAGAAAAAAAAGGAAGGAAGGAAGGAAAGAAGGAAGGAAGAGGAAAGUAACAGCUGUGUCUGAGCCUUUUCUCCCGAUGUUCAUCAAAAUGAACACAGCAGUGUUGUGGGCUGUGAACUGAGAGCUGCUUGAGGUGUCUCGUGCCUGUAAUCAUAACACUCAGGAGGCUUAGGCAGACGGGUGACGCAAGUUUGAAGUCAACCUGGGCUACCCGCCUGGGCUACAGAACGAGACUCAUCUCGAAAACCAUCAGGACGAAGCUUCUUAGUUUAGGCCCAGUGUUAAGGAGUCGGAAGCCCAGUCUCACUUAACCUGGGAGGAUGGAGAGUUUCAGGCAGCCUGAAGGGAAGGAAGCCUUACACCUGCAGACAGCCUCCUGCGCCAGAGCGGCCCAGACAGGGUGAUGGGAAGGAGGGGCAGACAGGGUGCUUGAGCAGGCUUCUGAGGAGAUGGAUGGAAUCCGGUGUAGCUGUGCUUCACACAGCGAACAGCAGCACACGGUGGAAGUUUUCUCUCUGCCACCUGGCCUUCCUCUGGGGACAGGGAUGGAAGUAGCUGACAAGCCAGUCCUGUGGUUCUGCCCUUCAGCUCGGCUUAGGACUUUCUGCAUUGUGUACAAGAGGAAACAAAAGGCAAGUAGCUACAGAGAUGGCAGCAGGCUUCGGGGGAGGGGACUGGGAGGGCGGUGUUGUGAGCCCCACCUUUAGGAAUAUCUGCAUCUUUGUUUCACAAAGUGCCAUCAGUGACCAAACUGAUCUGUGGCGCACCAUCAGUAUGGAUAAAAGUGAGUUUUACACUUUUAAAAAAUAUUGGUAAAAUGAACAUUCAACUCAUAUCUCAACUCCAGAUUCCAGCAGCCACCACCAGCCGACAUGCCCUACAUUUUUCUUGAGACACAGGCUGAAGUAAGUGUCCCUAAAACAGCUCUCAGUGAGAGAAGGGCCCAGUGCUGCUUAGCCACUUUGGGAGGUCAUUCUAGCAGGACAGCUUUGAUUUCUAGGUCUACUUAGUCACUGAGGAAACUUAGGAGGGAUGCAGAAAUCACGGCCAUCUCCCACCUGACACCUCUGUGGUUAUCUUAGGAAAACUCUGAGAAGGGGAACAGACAAAACCAAAAAAAAAAAA